Molecule: messenger RNA, 10749 nt
Organism: Lineus longissimus
Lineage: Eukaryota; Metazoa; Nemertea; Pilidiophora; Heteronemertea; Lineidae
Product: calmodulin-binding transcription activator 2-like
Exons: 19
Coding region: 282-5576 (1764 amino acids)
Biological process (GO): regulation of transcription by RNA polymerase II
Cellular component (GO): nucleus
Molecular function (GO): double-stranded DNA binding; protein binding; transcription coregulator activity
Source: RefSeq, a predicted model, not a curated record
AGCGUGGAUCACGUUGAAAGUCAUUCAGUAUCUGGUGUUCAUUGGAAGCGGGAGCUAUGAGGUGUCAUCUUAUGGAACUGAUGGUCGGUAUCGGGGUUCCUUCAAUGUAAGACCAGCAUAAGAGUGUGAUUGUUUGUGCAGUGACUUGGGAAACACUUUACAUCUUGAAUUCUGCCCUCUUAUGGUUGUAGUUGAUGUGGAUUACCACUGAACUUAAAUAGGAGCUUUCUCUUGCUUGAGGAUGUGACGUAUGAGCCGUGGUGGUCGAAGGACCCUUAAUUAUGGAGGGCUCCAAGUCCAAGAAAGACGCUGAGAACAGGCCGAAAGGUUAUUACACGCUGAUCAAGUCACAAUUUGCUUAUGUCCCUUACCCAGAGGUUGAUGAAAACCCCAACAAACAGCAUGAUGAACCCAAGGUCAUUGUGCUCCCAAAACAACUGGAGGAACUUCCCAAACCUUUGGAGUUUCCAACAGAAAAUCACCGAUGGAAUACAAAUGAGGAGAUCGCUGGCUUGUUGAUAUCGUUUGAUCGACAUGCGCAAUGGCAGUCGUCCGAGGUCAAGCAGAGACCAACCAGUGGGUCGAUGGUGUUGUACAACCGUGCCCAAGUCAAGUACCGCAACGAUGGCUACUUUUGGAAGAAACGGCGCGAUGGGAAAACGACACGGGAAGACCAUAUGAAACUGAAAGUUCAGGGAAUCGAGUGCAUCUACGGAAAGUACUCACACUCUGCGAUUCUGCCGACAUUUCACCGGCGGUGCUACUGGCUCCUUCAGAAUCCCGACGUCGUGUUGGUCCAUUACCUCAAUGUGCCGUACACGGAUGACAACAAGGUGGCUCUCACAACGCUAUCAGCGGCCGAGAAGAAGAAGUGGACGAGAGAGGAAUUGGUUGGCCAGCUUAGGCCUAUGAUCUCAACUUCCAAGAUGUCUGAUUUUCAAAAAUUACCCGCAGCUGAACAAAUUAUGGAAGAAAAGGUCGAGCACAUUGUCAAUCAUCUGUUACAGCAGCAGCCAGGUGACGCUAUGGGCAAUGACGUCCAGGAUGCUGGGAAGAAGAAGAAGGGUCUACCUCUCCUACAGGCAGCGCCAAGAGUCAUGCCGCAGGGAGCAGCGUUACCAGGACAAGCUGUGCUGCUGCCUGGUGCCGUCAAUAAUACCAAUCAGAUGUCAGCGACACCGUUUAUAUUGAAUCUCUCACAGUUUCAAGGCAGUAAUGACUUAAUCAUCUUAAGUGGGCAAAAUGCUGCCCGGAUCUCAAUCUUUAGUAAUGGCCAGAAUGUCCAAGGGGGUGCCACUGCGGCUCAAGGGGUGGCGCCGAAGAUCGUCAAUGUUGGCCAGGUGUCGCCAGUCGUGGGAGUGGAAGAUAUGCCUGAUUCGUCUGUCUGUGAUACAACUCUAACCUCGUCUGUGUUCAACUCAACUCCUACGUCUGAUCCUGCGUCAUCAACAUUUCAUGCUUAUACUACACUGCCCCCUGGUGUAGCAACAGUGUGUUCAUCCUUCACGACGUCAACGCCUGUGAUGUCUUAUACAGCUGCGUCUGACGGGUCAAUAGUUAGUUUAUCAUCUCUCCCCACUGCUUGUAUGUCUGUGGCACCAGACCAGCUACCAGGGAUUAAGGAAUCAGUCUAUUCACCUGCACCGUUCAUGACUGACGCACAGAAUGAAAACAAACUUCAUAUGAACUUGGUGAACUUCAACCCCAAUCAGGUCAAGAGUGAAAACAUUGAUGUUCCUGGUCUCCACCUGACCCAGGAGGAAAUACAGAAAACACUCGCGGCGAACAUGCCGUCAGAAUCAUCCGAGGAACAAAUUACCCAGAGUGCAGCUGAUAUGACAGACAUGCAGCAGAAUGUAUCAACACCGACGAGUGCCGAUUUGAACUUUGAUGCUUUUGAUUUGUUGGAUCUGAACGAUUUAGGGGAGUUUGAUAGUCUGAACGCAGACCUUAUGAUCACUGAGUCGUGUGAGAAAGAUAAACUGGGACUGAAUGCUACUUUGGGGCACGAUCCAGAUUUGAAUGAGAACUCUUCUGUGGGGGAGGAAGGAAAGACGGGGCAGGCCGACGUGUCAGAUUACAGUCCGGACUGGUCCUACCCUGAGGGUGGAACAAAAGUGUUGAUCACAGGCCCGUGGUACGAUUCCUCUGCCUCCUAUGGCUGUACCUUUGAUGGCGUUCUCGUGUCUGCACAGUUCAUACAGAGUGGUGUACUACGCUGUGUUUGUCCAGCACAUGGCCCUGGUUUUGUGACAUUCCAAGUGACCUCAGAGAGUUAUGCGAUCUCCAAAGACUGUGCCUUUGAGUACAGAGUGCGUAGUCCUAGUCAAGCAGUGGAUGGGCUCGGUGAGGAUACCAGGUGGCUUAUCAAUGAAGAUAAGCAGUUUAAGUUGGCACUUCUUGAAAGGAUGGAAGGUUUAGAGAAGAGAUUAGUCAAAGGUCCGGCCAGUUUUCGGACCGCAUCGGCUAUUAAUACGACCAAGUUGUUGGUAAAAAGCUGUGAUAUAUUUGAGGAGCGAAUGAUUGACUACUGCGAGGCCUGCAGUCGUCAAGCGUGGAUCAGUGAACCAAUUGUGCCAUUGCCGAACUCGUACAAAGGCAUGACGUUACUCCACCUAGCGGCGGCGCUGGGAUACAGUCGUCUCAUCAAGACACUGAUUCAGUGGCGGACGGAGAAGUCGUGUAUGAUCUUGGAGUACGAGGUUGAUGCGUUGAGUUUGGACGACUGCUCUUGCACUCCGUUUCUCUGGGCAUGUGCAUUGAAUCGACUUGAUGCUGCAGUUGUCCUUUACCAAUGGAAUCAGAGUGCCGUUAACGUCUGCACACGAGAGGGUCUUCUGCCUCUGAUCCUCGCAAGAGAGAAAGGUCACGUGUCCCUCGUCGACCACAUCGACCAAUUAGAAAAUCUGCGGGAGUACAACAGUUCACAGAACAUCAUAUCUUUCUUGGAAUCAUUUAACUGUUCAACAUUAUCUGAAGAUUCGAUGACCUUGUCACAACCUCUGACCUCCACACCGGAACGAUCUCAGGCUUCCUUCAAAACAUCUUCGAAAUUCUCAUCGACACUAAGCGUAGAGGGCCAGUCAACACUGACGGUGGAGACUCCGCCUUAUAGCACUAGUCCCAAGCCCAGCCCAAAACUUAAACCGGCAUCCAAGUCAAGCAAACGAUCGGAACGUUUACGGAAACGCCUUUCAGUUGAAAUCUUACCCUCUAAGGGUUCACCACAGGAUUCACCAACCAAUCCUGCUCCAGUUGCAGUGACAGUUGAUCUCGGUAAGAAGAGUUUACGCUCCGUCAACUCCGACCCCCAUCUGGCCGCUCUCACGUCGGAUGAGAAUCCCAUGAUGUCAGGUGACCUGGCCAGUCCUGUCAUCUUCAUGCAGACGGAACCACAGCAGCUCGCAAGUAAGGAUUCUGACAAGCCUGUUGCCAUGGACACAGAUGAAGUCUCCGAAACGAGAAGUUCGAGUCCGUUUAUUGACGUGGAGCGGGUGUCGUCUGAUGAAGAGGAUACGACUACAGAAGUUACACCCAAGAUCAAAACAGAAUCAUCGAGCAGUCAGAACCAGAUGAUAACCCUGGCAAAACAGAUUAUCGCUGCAAUGCCGGAGAGAAUCAAAUUGUCACCAAGCCGGAGCGAUGACUCUGGUAUCGUGCGGGAUCGAAGCAACUCGUACGGGUCAUUCAGCUCGACGAGUACAACACCACCUUGUAUGGAAGGCGAAGGUUUUGGUGCAUUUGAUGAGUACCGUUACCCUGAUUAUGGUACACCAGCGUCGUCUUUGAGCCCAGAGUCGUCAUGCCUACAGAGUCCUUUGAGCUUCACAUUAGACUCACCUCCACCGACCAUGUCUGACUUCAAGGAGUAUUUCAACGCACCGUCGACGUUCAUGGAGAAAGAUUUCUCACAGCUGACACUAUCGGAUCAAGAGCAGCGCCACCUGUAUGAGGCGGCAAGAAUCAUCCAAGAUGUCUACAGGAAGUACAAAGAUCGUCAGCAACAACAACAACAGCGACGGAAGGAAAUCAGUGCGGCCGUGUUGAUUCAGAGUUAUUAUAGGAGAUACAAGCAGUAUGCUUACUAUAAGAAGAUGUGUCAGGCAGCAGUGUUGAUCCAGAGCCAGUUCAGGAGUUAUCAGGUGCAGAAGAGGUUCAAACGGAGUCGAGAUGCGGCAACGGUCAUUCAGAACCAGUACCGUGCGUACAAGGAACACGAGAGGUUCAAGAAGAGUCGAGAUGCGGCCAAGAUCAUUCAACAGAGGUUCAGGAGUCACUAUCAGCGUUCACAGGGCGGCGAGAAGUCAAGGAAGGGCCACCCUCUAACAAGGCAGUCAAGUCAUGGUUCCGAGAAGGAGGGAAGCUUAGAGACAGACAGAAGCGACAGAACAGCCAGUGAGGCUAGCAGCAGCUUUGAUGCCAGUUUUGAUGCUAGUUUUGAUGCGGAGGAGCCACCCAGUGGUGAUUCAUCUAACUAUGACAAUACACAAACACAUUCAUCUUCAUCCAUUUCUGAGCAGUGUUCUGAAGGGAGAGGUCAGGAAUCAAGGUCAGGUUCAAGGUCAAGCAGUAGAGAUGAGAGGUCGAGGACAAGGUCAAAGAGUCGUGAUUCGAGUUCUGUGGUUCGCGAGCAUAAAUCGAGUGCACAAGAUCGCGAUCGGGAACCAAUUCGCAAGUCUAGUUCUGAAUGUCAAAAUAGAGAGAAAUCUGAUCGUGAAUGUGGUGCUAAAGCUGGGACUGGUUUUAAACGAAUGCCGCGUUCUGUUGUACGGGAUCCUCAACCUGUGUCACGUGAGUCGCAGUCCUUGAGUCGCGAGCCAUGGUCACAGGCAAGGGAGUGUCUCUUACCGUAUGAGGCUCAGUUAAAUCGCGAGCUAAGAGCUGCGAGUCUAGAUCCAAAGAUCAUUACUUGCAGAGAAGAAAUGGGGCCACCGGCGACUUCUCCCACGGAAAUGGGGCCACCGAGACAUACGAUGAUGCCUCGUGAGUCACUGAGUAAAGACGACCGUCCAAACCAACCAACGAAGAAAGAGUCUAGUGUAUCAUCUGGCCACCAGGGGGCACUCAGAACAGACGAGAGAAAUAUACCAAGUGUUGAAUGUACAGCAAAUAACCCUGGUGAAAACACAAUCAAACAAUUAAAAGGUUCUACACCAGAAAUAGCCAGUACAGAAAAAACUGGGGUUGAAAUUGACAACAAACAUUUGGGGGAUUUGUGUAGUGUUGAGGACUCGUCGCUUGAUUUGAGCGAGUUUGACUUGGAUUAUCUGCAAGCAAGCGAUAUCGGAGCAGACUAUCUAUCUUUGGAGGAAUGUUCAAAAAGGUUUGCUCCGCCAAUGUCUGAUGUUGAUCUGGCCAAAGAGUUUCCCGACGCGGGGGGUCUCGGGUUGUCUCAGGGAGUGAGGAUGGGAGGAUUGGUACCACAGGAGUUGAAUGUUAUGCCAGUUACCACGGUUACAACACCACCAAGUGCGCUGGCUUCUGAGGAGGAGGCCACCGAAGAGACAAAUGUAAGUAAGGUGCUGGAGACGAUCAAAGACUCUGGUCCUGGGAACGGCAAGAAUGAAAAUGGCUGAGUGCAUCACCAGCACUUAGCAGGUUUGUUAUGACCAGCUCCCACUGCAGUGGAUACUGUGUGGCUUUCACAGGCGUUGGAUUACUUUCAAUGCAAGUUAAUGGCUUGGUUAAUGUUACUGACCAGAAAGACUGUGACGGUAACCGCUGUGUUACUUUUUGUCAUGUGACAUUGCGUUGUGUUUUAACACAUGGUUUUUGUACAAAAUGGCUUUAACACUGAAUCAGUGACAAUUUAUUCAAAAUGGUUAAAAACGAUUGAAACUUUGAGGUUGUUUUUGGAAAGUUGAAAAUGUACUGCACCAACUGCACUUCUUAUUUUGAGAGGGUUGACGAUGGAAAUUUGGAUAUUUUUGUGAAAAAGAACAUUUCUGAAAUCCGUCCUUGCGACUUGGCAUGCCCAUCUUGACACUCGACACUCGACACUUGACACUCGACACUCGACACGUGACACUCAACACUCGACACUUGACACUUGACACUUGAAAUACAUCCAGUGCUAGUGCCAAUACAAACUUGGGUGAAAUUUUCUUGUUGAUUCAUAGUUGGUUCAUAAUUAUCACAAUUUCUUGAACACACCGCUUCAUAGGCUAUUCAAGAAAUGUGUUCCUGUUACGAAGAGUGCCGAGGGGAGACCAGGUUGGUGAUUCUGUCAAGAUGGGCACUGUUGAGUUUAUCAUUGAACAGAAACCUAACACUGUUUUUCAUUGUAAUACAUGCUCCUCAUUGUUGUGAUAAAUGAGUAAGAAAAGUAAGAAAUUGUGUCUUUUUUCAAAUUUGAAUAUGAUCUCGUGUAAAUGUCAUUUACAUCAUGCACCAUUUCCUUGGUAACUAGCACAUAUGGUAAUAUACACUCACUCAAUGUCAUAAUUAUAUCAACAACAUAAAAAACUGUAAGCCACACGUUUUCACAUGAAUUUUUAUUUUGUGUCCAUUGUGACCAGCAAAGUUCAGGAAAAUAAGACCCAGUGAAAAAGAAAAUUUGAAAAAUAUUCUGUAACAGGAAGUUAAAGGUACAUUAUACAAAAGCAACUUGAUAGAGAACUAUUUUUUCUGUCUGAGACACAAUUUACUCUUCUGUCCUUACAGACAUACCAAUUGUUGUUACUUUCCUUGAGUGUACAUUUUGACAGCCGGCCCAUUUCCAGUUUAUAGCGCCACCUAUCAUGAUCUUGUCUUAUUCUUUCUAACACCCCAGUACCCAGUAUGUGUCUACAUUUCAAUUGCACAUAAGCAGAGCUUCAAGGUUACCCAUCUUUUAGUCUUGCGGUAACAAUCAGAACAGGCGAACAGUGUCUACCUUCUCACAAGGUUUAAUGUAGGUUUAACACUAGGAUAACCUUGGUCCUAGUAUCCCAUGACAAUCAAGAUGAUAUUUUUCUAGCCACUGACAGGACUGAAAUAUAUUUGUUACUUCUGGCAGGAAGAGAAUCGAGUUGUUAUGACCUUGAUCUACUAUUCAAGGUCACGUGUAUUUUAUUAACCUUUUGAUACGAAAGUCGAACAGGCCAGGAAUUAAACAUGUUGAGUGGUUGUUGGGGAACAAAGUGGAGAGGGGUAUGGUAAUAGGGCAUUAUCUGUAAUCAUUUUUAAAUUGCAAAAAUGUCGCCUUUAAAAAUAGCAGCCUGUACACUGUGUUUGAGAAUCUGAAGAACAUGGAAUGUACAGGAAGUUUGGUGAUAUUAGAACAUUUCUCCAACUUUUAAAAUUUCAAAUUACUAAUAUUUUAUGCUGUUUUUGAAGCUUUAUGAGAUAAGAUAUUUUGAUGUUUGGAAAUCAGAGGGCGCUUGAGUACAUUUCACAACAAUUGGUAUUUCUGGUGCAGUUUGUGCUUCAGUAUGAACAUGUGUGAGAGAUGAAGCCAACAAUGCCCACUUCAUGGCUCAUCUCAGGUGCCCUCAUCUGCUGUAACCUGUGAUAAUCUGAGCUGCAAUGUGCAACAGCAUAAUUGCUUGUUUGCGAGUAACAUUUGUCAUCAUCGGUUUUGAUAUCAUCACAGUUUGUAGUGACGACUGAUUCUAGUUGCCGCUGACAUCUGUCAUUAUGAUCAUUAUCACAGGUGGCUGCUUCUGCGGGGCACUUUUUUGAGGAGUCGCUGGGACACUAUUGUAUUAAAUCUGAUUUUAGCGAAACUUCUCUGUUGUGAUAUUCUCUUUCAAACAUCUAGUAUAAGCCAAUGUUGUUAUGUGAUGUCAGUAUAGAAUAGCUCCCUUUCUCUCUUCUUCAACAAUCGCAAUCUCAAAAGAGAUUCAUAGCUUGCUGUACGUAAUCAUCAUUUAGACUUCAUCCUUCUCAGUAGUAUAUAAGAGGCUGUUUGGGUUUCUAAAUGUUGACGGCUUGAAGUUAACGAUCUCAUCAGACAGAUUACUUACUUGGAGUGAAACUCGGCCAACAACUGCCGAUGUUCUGUGAUUUAAGGUUGGCUCCCUAUAUUUUAAAUCAGAUGGAUAUAUAUGCUUAAACCUCACCCUAGGGUUGUCUGUCCCAUUUGAAUGACGGUUGAGCUUAUGGAAAUUUGUUAAAAACCUUUUCGGUUGAGGUUUGUGCAUAUUACUUACGUCAAGGUCACCAGUGGUACUUACCAGGUGUACUUUUUAACCUGUCACCCCCAUUUCUGUGAAUAGACUCUGCUAGUCUACUGUAAAUGCAUUGGGAGAGUUCAUUCAGGAAAGAGUAGAGGUUAGACCUUGCUUGAGUGUACACAUAGACAGCCCGCUCUCUCACAGACCCUUUUAUUCUCAAAUGGUAUAUUUUUAAGAUGAUUGUCAGAUGUUUUGGCCCCAAAAUACGAGCAAAUGUUCAUUGUUCUUACCAAUCCAAUGUACUGUUGUUAGUUGAUCUAUGAAAAUAUUUAUUGUUAUUGUUAUAUACUCGUGUCCGACCUCAGUGUGACAAAAUUGAAGGUAGGCCUACUGGUUUCCGUGUGCACAGUAAAACAAUGUUGUCUGAUCAAAUUCUUCGUGAAUUGGCUGAAUCAGAUCAGUUGGCCACUUUUAACCUCAUCAUUUUGUCUCUCUCAGGUCAACAGUGAGUUUAGUUAUAUUGUGUAUAUAGCGUUGGUACUUAAAACUUUUCAGCGUGGUUUUCCAACUGUUAUUUCUCAUGUAAAGUUGAUAUUAGUUUACCAGUGUAGAUGUACUAUGGUACUGUAGUUUAAAUCUCUCGUUACAGACAGCCAGAAUACACUUCUUACUGGAUCAGAUUAAAUCAAAUUUGGUGACGCUCAAUUCAUUAUUUUGAAAAUAUCCCUGAAUAUCCAUAUGCCUUCAGUUGUUUAUGAGAAACAAGUUAAAUUUCAAAUGUUUAUAUAAACUCACAUAUGUCAAGGUGUGCUAUAUCCAAUUCAGUUCAGUUCAAUGGCAAAUCAAAUUUAGAUCUGACAUUGAAUUGAAUUGAAGCCUAAAAAGUGUACAGACAUUGUUAUGACCUUAUUGUCCGGGAUAUUGUAAAGUGUGCCUUUUCUAUUUUGAUAUGUGAUUGUAUAGUGUUGUUACCAUGGUGAUAACUUGAAAGAUUUUGACUUGGAACUUCAGUGAUCACUGAUGUUGUUCUUGCCUCACCACGAGUAGAUACUUUCCUCUUAGCUUAUUGUGUUGUGAAGCCUGGUUUCUUGAACUUUGAAGUUAUAAAAGUUAAGGUUAUUUUGCAUGACCUUUAGUGAUCCCAUGACCUCUACUUUACACCGGUAGCGAAAGUGUUCAAGUGCAUUCAUUUUCAUGCCUGUUCUUUAUGUUGCUAUGGUUACAGUUGCUAUGGUUACAGUUGCCACGGUUACUGUUGCUACAUUGUUAAAAUUCUUUGAAAGUUCUAUGGCAAUAACUUUGAAUUUGUUUGUAGUUGCUUAACAAUUGAAUAUGAUUUCUUGUCUGACGUAUAAUUGCAUAUUCAUAUAGAAAAGUGACAGUCUUCGAGAUGUUAUGUUGUCAAGUGUAGAACGCCAAUACAUGUUUCAUUAAUAUAUCUCAGAGGAAUGGCUUCUUGAAAUAUGAUGAAUAUGAUGAAUAUGAUGAAUAAGAUGAAUAAGAUGAAUAAGAUGAAUGAGAUGAAUAAGAUGAGUAAGAUGAGUUGGACUGAGGUACCAGUGUAGUUAAUAGCAUGGCUGCUACCCAAUCCUGUGACAGUAGCAAUAUUGAAUGAGCAGACGAUGUAGCAUUUGUUUGGGCAAUGUCAAGGUCAGCGGAUUGGCCUUCAACAGAGGAAUGUGUUUUACACAUCAAGUAACUGAUGCUGUCCUCAUUGUUUUGACUGUAAGUACCUGGAGUUCAACCAAGUUGCUUAUCAGCGCCAUCUGUUGUGAUAACUGAUACCUAUUUGAUCGCUUGAGGGUCAAGAUGAGUUGUGAGGUUUAUAAAAUCAUUAAUGUUGAUUAUUUGAAGAGAAUAUUCUGUUAAUUGCUUAAUUAGUUUACGGCCUGAUUAUUUAUCCAGCAGGUGUUUUCAUUUCAUUCUCAGUCGUAAAGUGCUUGGCAGGGUGAAACAGUUGUAGAAAUGGAAAUGGUUUCAUGUUGAUAGAGUUUGCUUCCUCCACCACAAAGUAGGCUACAACACUGAUUUUCUGUCAGCCUCAAUUCUGUCAAAAUACUACACAAAAUAUUAACAUGUCUGCGUCCCAUAAAUCGCAUUUAUUUUGUUCUCAAUUGCUCCCUUUCGACCUUGAUGAAGAAUUGUCAUGAGACUUGCUGGUAUAGUCAGCACUCUUUUGUUGUGACUCAUUUAGUUGACGUUGUCACUCUUGUGUGUCGUUCUACUUGGUGAAGAAAAAAGCACAAUAUGAAAUAAACUGCAAAAACUAUCACUGAAAUUAUGGAAUGAAAAUCAUGAAAAAUGAUAAAUAAAAAAGAUAAUACUGCAAGUCUGGAGAACAGUUAUUCAAAAUUGGGCGAAACAUUUGGUAUUUGGAUAAUUGUCUUCAAUUAGGUGAUCAUGGGGACCAUGGCGACAGUUUUGAUAAAAUAUUUUCAUACACAGUGAUAGAUCUUUGGUAUUGAAAUUAGAUCUUUGUGGGGGGGGGGGGACAAUAUUCUGUUGGUGUUUUUGCGGCCUCUCUUGUGCAGAUUUGGUGUUUGAGGCGUGCAGUUCAGACAUGUUGACGCCCUGCCCCCUGUGGGCAAGUCUUUGUACUUUAAGCAUGUAUUUAAAUCUUCUUUAUCUGAAUAAACUAAAUAAGGAUGUGAAA